CCCUCGGUGCGCGGGCACAGCAGCCAGGCUGCCGGAGAGCAGAUCUCGGGAAUUCAGGUGCGGAGCCCUUGGCCUGGAGGCGAUAUGGGUGGUCCGCGGACCGGUUCAGUCGCUCGCAACAGCCUGGGGAACAGGCCUGUCUGGCCCUGAGGGAGUCCCCUUUCUGAAGCUGUGGUGCUUGGACGACCUCUCUACGUUGCUGGGCACCUGUAGGUGUCCCUCGAGAGCUCAGUCUUGAGGUUCAAGUCAGUGUGGCCAUGAAGGGGCUGCCUGUCGGGCUGAUGCUGUGACCCUGGAGUCUGCCUUUCCUGCCAGUCCCCCUGCCCGGAACAUGUGGCUGCGGCUUGGCCCGCCCUCGCUGUCCCUGAGCCCCAAGUCCACGAUUGGCCGGAGCCUGUGCCUCACCCUGUGGUUCCUCAGCUUGGUGCUGAGGGCCAGUACCCAGGCCCCAGCACCCACAGUCAAUACUCACUUUGGGAAGCUAAGGGGUGCCCGGGUGCCACUGCCCAGUGAGAUCCUGGGGCCUGUGGACCAGUACCUGGGGGUGCCCUACGCAGCUCCCCCCAUCGGCGAAAAACGUUUCCUGCCCCCUGAGCCACCCCCAUCCUGGUCGGGCAUCCGGAACGCCACACACUUUCCCCCAGUGUGCCCCCAGAACAUCCACACGGCUGUGCCCGAAGUCAUGCUGCCCGUCUGGUUCACUGCCAACUUGGAUAUUGUCGCUACUUACAUCCAGGAGCCCAACGAAGACUGCCUCUACCUGAAUGUCUAUGUGCCCACGGAGGAUGUAAAGCGGAUUUCCAAGGAAUGCGCCCGAAAGCCCAACAAGAAAAUUUGUAGGAAAGGAGGAUCCGGCGCUAAGAAACAGGGCGAGGACUUAGCGGAUAAUGACGGGGAUGAAGAUGAAGACAUCCGGGACAGUGGCGCUAAGCCUGUCAUGGUCUACAUCCAUGGAGGUUCGUACAUGGAAGGGACAGGCAACAUGAUUGACGGCAGCGUCCUCGCCAGCUAUGGCAACGUCAUCGUCAUCACCCUCAACUAUCGUGUUGGGGUGCUAGGUUUCCUGAGCACUGGCGAUCAGGCUGCCAAGGGCAACUAUGGGCUCCUUGACCAAAUCCAGGCCCUCCGCUGGGUGAGCGAGAACAUUGCCUUCUUUGGUGGCGAUCCCCGCCGUAUUACCGUCUUCGGCUCGGGCAUUGGUGCGUCCUGUGUCAGCCUCCUCACGCUGUCGCAUCACUCUGAGGGGCUUUUCCAGAGGGCCAUCAUCCAAAGUGGUUCUGCCCUGUCCAGCUGGGCUGUGAACUACCAGCCGGUGAAGUACACCAGCCUGCUGGCGGACAAGGUAGGCUGUAAUGUGCUAGACACGGUGGACAUGGUGGACUGUCUUCGUCAAAAGAGUGCCAAGGAGCUGGUAGAGCAGGACAUCCAGCCAGCCCGCUACCAUGUGGCCUUUGGCCCUGUGAUCGAUGGCGACGUCAUUCCUGAUGACCCUGAGAUUCUCAUGGAGCAGGGCGAGUUCCUCAACUAUGACAUCAUGCUAGGUGUCAACCAGGGCGAGGGGCUCAAGUUUGUGGAAGGGGUGGUGGACCCUGAGGAUGGCGUCUCAGGCACUGAUUUUGACUACUCAGUCUCUAACUUUGUGGACAAUCUGUAUGGCUAUCCUGAGGGCAAGGACACCCUGCGGGAGACCAUCAAGUUCAUGUACACAGACUGGGCAGACCGUGACAAUCCGGAGACCCGCCGCAAAACACUGGUGGCGCUCUUCACUGACCACCAAUGGGUGGAGCCCUCGGUGGUGACCGCUGAUCUGCACGCCCGCUACGGGUCACCUACAUACUUCUACGCCUUCUACCACCACUGCCAGAGCCUCAUGAAGCCUGCUUGGUCAGAUGCAGCUCAUGGGGACGAAGUACCCUACGUUUUUGGUGUCCCUAUGGUAGGCCCCACCGACCUCUUCCCCUGCAAUUUCUCCAAGAAUGACGUCAUGCUCAGUGCUGUUGUCAUGACCUACUGGACCAACUUUGCCAAGACCGGGGAUCCCAACAAGCCGGUCCCCCAGGACACCAAGUUCAUUCACACCAAGGCCAACCGCUUUGAGGAAGUGGCCUGGUCCAAAUACAAUCCCCGAGACCAGCUCUACCUUCACAUCGGGCUGAAACCAAGGGUCCGCGAUCAUUACCGGGCCACCAAGGUGGCCUUCUGGAAACACCUGGUGCCCCACCUAUACAACCUGCAUGACAUGUUCCACUAUACGUCCACAACCACCAAAGUGCCGCCCCCGGAUACCACCCACAGCUCCCACAUCACCCGCAGGCCCAACGGCAAGACCUGGAGCACCAAGCGGCCAGCCAUCUCCCCUGCCUACAGCAAUGAGAAUGCCCAGGGUUCCUGGAACGGGGACCAGGAUGCAGGGCCCCUCCUGGUGGAGAACCCUCGUGACUACUCCACCGAGUUAAGUGUCACCAUCGCCGUGGGGGCCUCCCUCCUGUUCCUUAACGUUCUAGCCUUUGCUGCCCUCUACUACCGCAAGGACAAACGGCGUCAGGAGCCCCUGCGGCAGCCCAGCCCUCAGAGGGGUGCCGGGGCCCCUGAAUUGGGAGCUGCUCCUGAGGAGGAGCUGGCAGCUUUACAGCUGGGCCCUACCCACCACGAAUGUGAGGCUGGUCCCCCCCACGACACACUGCGCCUCACUGCACUGCCUGACUACACACUGACCCUGCGUCGUUCUCCUGACGACAUCCCACUCAUGACACCCAACACCAUCACUAUGAUUCCCAACUCCCUGGUAGGGCUGCAGACAUUGCACCCCUACAACACCUUUGCCGCAGGAUUCAACAGUACUGGGCUGCCCCACUCACACUCCACUACCCGGGUAUAGCUCCAGCCCAGAGCACAGCCUAUCUCCUGGCUCCCUCCUGCCCAAAUCCAUGGACACACGCACCCACAGACACGCACAGACACACGUGUAAGCACGCGCACACACACACACACACACACACACACACAGACACGUACACGCAGAUAUGUAGACACACACACCCACACCUGACAGCAGACCCACCUGCACAAACAUAGACAGAUGUGGACAUGCACCUGCGUGUACAAAAACACAAAUAAGGAAGUAAACCUGAACAAACCCUUCAAAUGGGGACGCAAGUGAGUCCUUGGGAAACUGAGGACCUGUGGAACAGCAGCUGAAGCCAGCUCCCUGAGCCUGAUCACAGACACUCCUGGGGGCCCAAAAGCACCAGCUGGACACCCCCUUGGUGCUCGCCUUCCACCUCUUUUGGAACUGCACCACCCACCAACUCCAGACUUGGGAGCUUUAAAGAGCAGAGUAGCUCUUUCUCCCCCCAGACUUGGUCUUUUUUCUGGGUCUUGUUUUUGUUGAUUUUUAAAAUAAUUUUGGAACACAUGCCUCUCCAACCCAUGAGCGCAAAGAGGCUCUGGAAGGGAGGAUCCAGGCCCAUGUCUGUGUGGCUCUGGCACCCCCAGGGCUCACACAAUCUGGCCGAGGAACAUGACCCUCCCAAGAAAGAAACAGAUUUGAGCAAGACCAUGGGGUGGAAGGAGGAAGGGGCUACUGCCGGAUGGGGUUGGAGGGCCACAGGGGAGAACUCUCCAGCCAUCUAUCUCUGUGUCCCUGUGGAGGGCUCUAGAGACUGCAGGGUGACCUGCUUUCCCCCAAAGGCCAGGAUCACUGGCCUGGCUAGACCAGGGGACCCUAGAUUUGGUGAAUGAGGUUCUGGUGGAGAUCGUCGCUAUGGGGCCCCUGGGUGUAAUCUGGGUUCUGCCUCUGCCCUUGGGGUAAUGGUAUCAGAAAUUCGCCCCAUUUUCUUUACCAAGUCUCUUUUGUGUCUGUCAUUUCUCUUUCAAAAAGGCGGUGUUUUUUUGUUGUUGUUGGCUUUUUUUUUUUAAAGAAAAGUUCUUAAAACACUAACGGAAACCCAUGGAGUUUGUCCUUUGUAAAAAUUUUAAACACAGUGUCUUGAUAUAAAAAUAAAAAAUCCAGUUAGCACUCCCAACCUGCCUCCCUUGCACAGGCCUUGCCCCAACAGACCUCCCAGCAGGGUGCCCCUGUGGGCUAGGAUUCCAGCCUGUCUCUGUGUCCUGUGCCUUUAAACUGAGACAAGUCUGGGCUACACUCCCCUGCGCCCCCCCCCCAUGCAGGCCUGUCCAGUCUUAAGCAGGUUGCCCUACCCUUACCCCCCUGCCCUGCCCCCCAACGCUCUGGGUUCCUGCUGCUGAAGUCUUCUCUCAGCACCAUGGGCCUCUUAAUGAAAGGGCAAAAAAUAAUACUUCCUCCUCCUCCUCCUCCUCUUCCUCCUCCACCCCCACCCCGCCCCCACGGCAGCCAGCCACUGCCACUGGGCCACCACCACCUGCUGCUGCCACUGCCACCAUCACCACCAUCCUGCCCCCAUCCUGGACUGGGGGCUGGGAGGAAGUAUGACCUCUAACAGGCUGAAAUUCUUUCUCACAUCGGAAUCCAGUUGGGCAUCAGAUAGGUGGACCCCCUGGUCUUGGAGGACUGACAGAGCAGGGGCUGUCUCCUCCCCAGGGAUACUUGUUUCUGGUUCUGUGAAUUACAACUGGAGAACUCACUGAAGCCCUGCAGUGAUUUCUCUCCAGGAUUGCAAUCAGGGGCUCCUAGGGGUUCGCCCUGCCCCCUCAACUCCCUGGGGGGGAAGGGGGAGGGGGCAUUCAAUGGGCCCUCCACAGGUUUAGCAUUAUGGUGGUUCACUUUCU
Lutra lutra (Eurasian river otter) is the source of this 4749-nucleotide messenger RNA. RefSeq names its product neuroligin 3 (gene NLGN3). Gene Ontology annotation, biological process: neuron cell-cell adhesion; postsynaptic membrane assembly; presynaptic membrane assembly. The record is from RefSeq and is a predicted model, not a curated record. Gene Ontology annotation, cellular component: synapse; postsynaptic specialization membrane; cell surface. Gene Ontology annotation, molecular function: neurexin family protein binding; signaling receptor activity. The transcript is spliced from 8 exons. The coding region runs from base 332 to 2878 and encodes 848 amino acids. Lineage: Eukaryota; Metazoa; Chordata; Mammalia; Carnivora; Mustelidae.